Messenger RNA from Silurus meridionalis, 1056 nucleotides. RefSeq names its product protocadherin beta-17-like. Gene Ontology annotation, biological process: homophilic cell-cell adhesion. Bases 220 to 927 code for a protein of 235 amino acids. Gene Ontology annotation, cellular component: plasma membrane. The record is from RefSeq and is a predicted model, not a curated record. The transcript has a single exon. NCBI's taxonomy places the organism in Eukaryota, Metazoa, Chordata, Actinopteri, Siluriformes, Siluridae. Gene Ontology annotation, molecular function: calcium ion binding.
CUCUAAGGGCCGCUAUUUGACUAGAUUCGUGUAGCAUGAAACUGAUAACCAGGCACAGUCCCUCCCACUCACUGUUUUAUGAAUACAGAAACAACGAAUUCUUUUUUGAUGCGACUAAUAGACAAGGCUGCAUCCAAUUUUCGGGCUUUUCGGUUGGAAGACCUUCGUAUUUCAACAUUUAUAUUUUAAUGAUGUUAAGAGGAUAACGGCACUAUCAAUAUGGUGGAUGUGCGCUCGUGCGGUUCUCGGCAUCGUCGGAUGACUCAAUCGCAGCGAAAAUGGCAGACUGUGCUUUUUAUUUUCUGUGUUUACGGGAUGGACUUUGUUUUUUGUCAAGCGCGAUAUUCAAUCCCGGAAGAGAGACCAGAGGGAUCAUUUGUAGGCAACAUCGCUGACGAUUUGGGAAUAGAGAUAAGUCGGUUUGUUUCUGGAAAAGCUCGGGUUGUAACAAAAGGCGGUCGGCAAUAUGUCGAACUUAGAAGAGACAAAGGCACCCUCGAGGUGAAGGAGAGGAUAGACCGAGAAGAGCUCUGCAAGCAAACAACGCCCUGCAGUUUCAGCUUCGAUCUGAUCAUGGAAAACCCCAUAGAAUUGCAUCGUGUCACUGUGGAGGUUCAAGAUAUAAAUGACAAUGGACCAUCAUUUCCUAAAGGUACCGUCAGUUUACACGUUAGUGAAAACACUGGAUCUGGGAAACGUUUUCAUCUGGACAGCGCUGUAGAUUUGGAUGUGAGUGUAAAUGACAUUGAAAGCUACUCUCUUAGUCAGAACGAUCAUUUCAAGCUUGAAAUAAAUAAUCAAGCCGAUGGGCAAAAGCAUGUUGAAAUGAUUUUAAUCCGUGAAUUAGACAGAGAAGAACGCGAUGAGCUAAAAUUGUUCUCACUGCAUAUGAUGGAGGAUCUCCUAAAAGAUCAGGCUCAAUGCUAAUUAAUAUUUUUGUAUUAGAUGCAAAUGAUAACUCUCCGGUGUUUAAAACAUCUAUGUAUAAAGCCGAAGUAAAGGAAAAUUCUCCAGCUGCUACAGUCGUUACUACAGUAAGCGCCAGUGAUGCUGAUG